AUUGUCAAUCAAGCCGCCCUGGGGCGUGUUUACCAGUCUAGUCGAGGUUGCUUAAUUACAACAACGCAAAGAUGGCUGGUAUCUAUGAGAGGAUUCCAGCUGACGAACAACCGGAGGAAAAACCAGAACAGGAUGAUUCCGCAUGGAUUGAGGACAAUGACCCUGGCUAUGAGACACUACCAGGAUGUAGACCGCCUUCUGAGAUACAGCCAAUCACAGACGGUGAAGAUGAUCCAUCUGAGAAAGAAGAUCCUUAUAUGUUUAUUGCACCUAGAGUACCUGAGCCGUUAACAAAUAAUAACAACUUCGUUGAGCACAGACCUAAAUCUAAACUGAGCACGGUUUGCACCGGUAGGAGGAGAGUAAUGGGCGAAUCAGGCAUCAAGCUAGGUCCACUCGACUUUCGCAAACUGGAAUCAGUCACUGCGUCACAAAGGACAAAAUGGGGCAAUUUUAUAAAUCCUUGGGAUACAUGGAAAAUGCCAAGUGCUACAGGAGUUUUAAAGUGGAAAUUAUGUUCAAAAAAUAAUCGUGCAAUCCCUAGUAAAAGUGUAUUAGACAAAACAUUGCCCAUCGUUUCUCCAAAUAUAGAAGAGUGGAAAACUCCACCUUCUAGUGGUAUUCGCGUAUCAUGGCUUGGCCACGCCUGCGUACUAGUUCAGUUUGAUGGAAUAACAAUUUUAACGGACCCUAUCUUUAGUAUGAGGUGCAGUCCCUCGCAACACGUUGGCCCAAAGCGUUAUCGUGGGCCACCCUGUGAUAUGUAUGACUUGCCAAGCAUCGAUGCCGUUCUCAUAAGCCAUGCGCACUAUGACCAUCUUGAUCUGCCAACCGUCAAAUUCCUGAACGCUCGUUUCGGAUCAAGUUUACGGUGGUUUGUACCGCUCGGCCUAAUGAACUGGAUGAUGAAAGCGGGCUGUGAGAACGUGAUCGAGAUGGACUGGUGGCAGGAAAACGGACACCCCGACCAUAUGAAAAUAACAUUCGCAUUUACACCUACCCAGCAUUGGAGCAACCGCGCCCUGCAUGAUAAUGGUUGGUAUUUAUGGGGAAGUUGGUGUGUGUUUGGUCCAAAUCAUAGUUUCUUCUUUGGUGGUGAUACUGGAUACUGUGAGGCAUUUAGUCAGAUUGGAAGGCGCUAUGGACCGUUUGAUCUCGCUGCUAUUCCUAUCGGUGCUUAUGAACCAAGGUGGUUUAAGAAGCCCCAGCAUAUAAACCCACAAGAAGCUGUCCAAGUACACACAGAUCUGCAGAGCUCAGCUUCUAUCGGAAUUCACUGGGGCACCUUUCCAUUCGGUAACGAGUUCUACUUGGAUCCACCAAAGCUUGUUAAGGAGGAGAUGGAGAAACAAGGAUUGAAUCCUGACGACUUCUUCACCUUGAACCACGGAGAAUCACGGCUACUCUACGAAGAAACUUUAGAUUACGAGGAUGCAUCUACCAUGUGCGAAACGGGUUCAGAAGGAGAUAUACCACCUGAUGAAGCCAUGUUUGAAGAAAGUGGGGACGACAAAAGCAUGAUCAUUUGAGAUUCAACAUUUCAAUUUGAUGGAAUUCAUGACAGUGGCUAACCUUUUGGAAGGAAUGCAAUAAAUACCUAAACAAAGCUUGUUAUACAAAUGUCUAUGCACACUAUAGUGGUAAAAAUAUACUUAAUAUGCAUAUGAUAAUAGUUCACUAUGAUUGGUUGAUAUACCUGAAAUAUACUAUAUAU
Molecule: messenger RNA, 1714 nt
Organism: Anneissia japonica
Lineage: Eukaryota; Metazoa; Echinodermata; Crinoidea; Comatulida; Comatulidae
Product: N-acyl-phosphatidylethanolamine-hydrolyzing phospholipase D-like
Biological process (GO): N-acylphosphatidylethanolamine metabolic process; N-acylethanolamine metabolic process
Cellular component (GO): cytoplasm; membrane-bounded organelle
Molecular function (GO): N-acylphosphatidylethanolamine-specific phospholipase D activity
Source: RefSeq, a predicted model, not a curated record